CCCCGCCCCCGCCCGUCCCGCCCCGGAGGGGGGGUCUCCGAACGCCCUGCGCGCGCCUUCGGGAGGCGGGGCUAGCUGGGCUCGCGGAGCGGCGGCUGUCGGCUCGGUGUUUUGAGUCUCAACCUCUCUGCUGGCCGAAUUCCUGCAGGAAGCCGAUUCCCCGACCCAGCAAAAUACUUGCUAUUUUGGAGUUUAAAGCAUGUCAUCAUGGCAAAGUUUCGGAGAAGGACUUGCAUCAUUUUGGCCCUUUUUAUUCUAUUUAUUUUCUCUCUGAUGAUGGGUUUAAAAAUGCUGAGACCAAAUACAGCUACAUUUGGAGCUCCUUUUGGACUUGACCUUCUUCCAGAACUUCAUCAACGAACUAUUCACUUGGGGAAAAACUCUGAUUUCCAAAAGAGUGACAGAAUCAACAGUGAAACGAAUACCAAGAAUUUAAAAAGUGUUGAAAUCACUAUGAAACCUUCCAAAGCCUCUGAACUUAACUUGGAAGAACUGCCACCUCUGAAUUAUUAUCUACAUAUAUUUUAUUACAGUUGGUAUGGAAAUCCACAAUUUGACGGUAAAUAUAUACAUUGGAAUCAUCCAGUGUUGGAGCAUUGGGACCCUAGAAUAGCCAAGAAUUAUCCGCAAGGGAGACACAACCCUCCAGAUGACAUUGGCUCCAGCUUUUAUCCUGAAUUAGGAAUUUACAGUUCUCGGGAUCCUUCUGUCAUAGAAACUCAUAUGAGACAAAUACGCUCAGCUUCAAUUGGUGUACUAGCCCUCUCUUGGUACCCACCUAAUGUAAAUGAUGAAAAUGGAGAACCUACUGACGACUUGGUACCCACUAUUUUGGAUAAAGCUCAUAAAUAUAACCUGAAGGUUACUUUUCACAUAGAACCAUAUAGUGAUCGAGAUGAUCAAAACGUGUACAAAAAUGUCAAGUAUAUUAUAGACAAAUAUGGAAAUCAUCCGGCCUUUUACAGGUACAAGACGAGGACUGGCAAUGCUCUUCCUAUGUUUUAUAUCUAUGAUUCCUAUAUCACCAAGCCUGAAAAAUGGGCCAAUCUGUUAACCACCUCAGGGUCUCAGAGUAUUCGCAAUUCUCCUUAUGAUGGAUUGUUUAUUGCCCUUCUAGUAGAAGAAAAACAUAAGCAUGAUAUUCUUCAAAGUGGUUUUGAUGGAAUUUACACAUAUUUUGCCACAAAUGGUUUUACUUAUGGCUCAUCACAUCAAAAUUGGGCUAACCUAAAAUUAUUUUGUGAUAAAUACAACUUAAUAUUUAUCCCAAGUGUGGGCCCAGGAUACAUAGAUACCAGCAUCCGUCCAUGGAACACGCAAAACACUCGGAACCGAAUCAACGGGAAGUAUUAUGAAAUUGCUCUGAAUGCAGCACUUCAGGCACGCCCCAGUUUAAUUUCUAUCACCUCUUUUAAUGAGUGGCAUGAAGGAACUCAGAUUGAAAAAGCUGUUCCCAAAAGAACCAGUAAUACAGUGUACUUAGAUUACCGUCCUCAUAAACCAGGUCUUUAUCUAGAACUGACUCGCAAGUGGUCUGAAAAAUACCAUAAGGAAAGAGUAACUUAUGCAUUAGAUCACCAGCUGCCUGUUUCCUAAUGCAUUGAUUAAAGUUUAAUAGUUAUCAGGAUCACCUAAUUUUUAAAAGUAGCUUUUGUUUUGAGUUAUGGAAAGAAAACUCAAAAUCAGUAUACACUAUUAUCUUUAAAAAAUAUUUUUAAAAUUCUUUACAGAUAAUAUUGUUACCCUUCACAAUACCACAUUGAGAAAAUGUCUGAGACAAAAUUUGUGCAAAUUAUUCAUUAUGGCAUAAUUUACUGCAUUUCUGACUGAAAUCAAAAUUCUGAUUUAAUGACAAUUGAAUUUUUAUUUUACAGUAAAUAAAUGCUUGUGUUACCCAAAGCACUUAGCACAAGUUAAAUUAUACUUAUAUCCUCAUCCCAAGGAAAUAAGAUUGUGUGUAUAUUUGGGAUAUCUAUCAAAGAAGAAAAAAACCUUAAAGAUAAUGUACAUGUUUUAUUUGGUAUUUUUAAAUAAUAUAAUCAACUUUAUUAUGUUAGUAUUCAGAUUCUGGAUAACUCUUCAAUAAUUAUGAAAUUCUUAAGAGUAACAAUCAUUGUAACUUCCUCUCAGUUUUGCUGUGAACCUGAAAUAGCUUUAAAUCAAUAGUCUUUUUUUAAAAUUAAUUAUAUAAAUUAAGCCUUGCUAUGACCAAAUUGUAUUAGGAAGGCCUGCUAUCUACAGCACAAUGAUUCACUUGCAGAUUUGUGGUUACCUAUAGCUUGCUAGGUAUUUUGGCAUGUUCAGUGUUUCUACUUUACAGCGCUAAAUUCUGUAUUUUAGAAGCUAUGGAAACUCCCUUUAUGAAAGUUAAUGAUUGCUUCUCAGUUAUUAGGAAAACAAUUGUGUCACAAUUACUAUGUAGAUAUGAUGCCCAAAAUGUCAUUUUUAGUAUAUCUUGUCCAUUUUUAAGUUGUUACCAUUUUAUUAUUCAUGUCUUUAAAUCAGAGACCAAAUAUUUUCUAGGAAAGAAAAAUGUUAUUACUGUCAUUAGAUUAUCUUUUAAUAUUUUUAAGUUAUUUUGACCAAAAGUAAUAGAGAAAAUUUACACUUAGUGUUUUAGAUUUUAGAGACAUGGAAAUGAAAAUUAUUUUAUAUCUAGUAUAAGUCCUGAAGUUUGGCUUUACAUUAAGUUUAACACUGUAUAAUAAUGAAGAAACUAAUAUUUUACUUAAAAGCUAAUACUUUCAAAAUUUUAUAUAAUAAUACCCCCAUUUUAUAGAUGUUAGACUUUUAUCAUACUUAUAGGUUAAAAUGCUUGUGAUCAGUAACUUGUCAUAUUAUGACAAAUUGAUCACUUGUGUACUAAAGAUAAAUCUCUUUAAAAACUAAAAAAAAUGUACUCUAUUCUUACAAUUAAUGUUUAUAACUAUAGUAAAAAAGUUAAUGUAUAUCCUGUUACAUAAAUGUUAUUUCUCAGGUGUUCUGUUAAGAAGAGCAUUAGGAUAAUGCUAAAAAAUAAUGCCUAUAAAUCUUCAUAGUAUUUUUUUUUUUUUUUUUUUGAGAUGGAGUUUCGCUCUUGUUACCCAGGCUGGAGUGCAAUGGCGCCAUCUCGGCUCACCGCAACCUCCGCCUCCUGGGUUCAGGCAAUUCUCCUGCCUCAGCCUCCCGAGUAGCUGGGAUUACAGGCACGCGCCACCGUGCCCAGCUAAUUUUUUGUAUCUUUAGUAGAGAUAGGGGUUUCACCAUGUUGACCUGGAUGGUCUCAAUCUCUUAACCUUGUGAUCCACCGGCCUCGGCCUCCCAAAGUGCUGGGAUUACAGUCUUGAGCCACCGGGCCCGGCCAAAUCUUCAUAGUAUUAAGUCAUCCAUUCAGAAACAUAAAUUACCACCACAUUUAUUAUAAAAUAGCUCAUCAGAUGACAAAAUUUUAUUUUUAAACAGUGGUUUUGACAUAAAUUAUGUUAUUGAAGAGAGGCAUUAUUAAUGUUAAAUUUGUUUAUAAUCUAGGAAUUUGUCAUUUCUCAGAGAAUGAUCAGGCCUUAGGAAAUUAAUACAGUAGUAGUAAUUAUUUUCUAAGGGAAAAUAAAACAAUAAAUCACUAUACUGAUAUUUUGAUAUAACCAAGCACUUAUAUAGUAAUGACUAUAUAGAUGUAACCUGUGGAUUUUUUCUUCUAUCUAUUGAACUAGAAAUAUUAUUUUAGGGAUAAUUUAUAAGUGUCAUACCUAAUACUCUUUUAUAAUAUACCAUAUUUCAUUAAAGUUUUGUUAGUGAAGUAUCUACCACAGAGAAAUUUUUGUCAUUGUUUAUGUUGUGUAUUUGAACCCACGAUGACAGAAAAUAAAUUUUUGGAAAUAGUUGUGAGAUUAAGGGAAAGUCUAUAAAAACAAGGUCAGCAAAUUCUCAACACAGAUACCACCACUUUUUGUCUGGUUCCCAUUAUAGACAUGGCGAAUCCACACAACAUGGUUCACUUCUAAGCUUUGUUGUGAUUCCUCAGCACAUUACCUUAACCAGCCAGCAGUAACAGAUUUCAAAGUAAUCUAAAGCAGAUUCCGUCUUCAUUGCAAAAACUUAUUCUCAAUGGAAGAAUGGCAUCUCAUCUCAUAAUUACUUACUAGUUUAUAAUUAUAUUAAUAUAUGUUUUUUCUCCCUUUUUAAUAAAAUAAUUGCAGUCAUCCCUCAGUGUCUAUGGAGGAUUGGCUUCCAAUUACCCCUAUAGAUACCAAACUCUGCAGAUGCUCAAAUCCCUGAUACGAACUAGUGUAGUAGUUGCAUAUAACCUAUGCACAUCCUCCUGUCUACAUUAAAUCAUCUCUGGAGCAUUUACAACACUUAAUACAAUGUAAAUGCUUUGUAAAUAGUUAUUAUACUAUAUUGGUUAGUGAACAAUGACACGAAGAAAAGGUCUGUAUAUUUUCAGUGCAGUCACUGUUUUGUUUUGUUUUUUUUUUUCAAAUAUUUUCAGUAGGCGAUUUCUUGGCCAUGGAUGUAGAACCCACAUAUAUGGUGAGCCAACUGCAUUAGGAAUUAUCUCUAAUAAUUCUGUUAAUUCUUAGAGAGGAACGCUUCUAAAAUCUUCCUUAUGUAUUCAUUAUUGCCGCCUUUACCUUUUUAUUUGUAACACAGUUUAAAUUGCUAUGAUCACAAGUAAAUAAGAGCAAAGAAUUUAUUUAAUUCAAAAAAACUAUGUUUGAAUUCAAUAUGGUAUAAUAAUUGUUAAAACACAAACUGGUGUAAUUAUACAAUGCAUGAAUCAUAAUGGAUUCUUUUAUAGGUUAUUAAUUUUCAUGGUUUAAUCAGUUUAAUUAUUUUGUCUGUAUAAACACCAAAUAUUUUAUCAUUUCUUUUAAGGACUAAUGUCUAAAACUGCUGUUACUAAUGUUUACCUGAGUUAACCAUUUUUCUGUUUGAUUUUAAAACUAAUUAAAAAUUACUAUUUUGUUAUAUGGAAUGGUUAAAUUUUACCCAAUAAAAUCAUAUAUGAAAACAUUGUA
Messenger RNA from Callithrix jacchus (white-tufted-ear marmoset), 4997 nucleotides. RefSeq names its product mannosidase endo-alpha (gene MANEA). Gene Ontology annotation, molecular function: alpha-mannosidase activity. Lineage: Eukaryota; Metazoa; Chordata; Mammalia; Primates; Cebidae. Gene Ontology annotation, cellular component: Golgi membrane. The record is from RefSeq and is a predicted model, not a curated record.